AUGAAACUGCACUACACUAAAAUAUUAUUAUUUUUCUUUCCAUUAUAUAUAUUGGAACAUAAUCAAAAUAAACCAUACAUUACACAACAUCAUACACCAACUACUACAUCACGAGUGUUAAGCGAAUGUGAUAUACCUACGUCAAAUUAUAAUAAUGAUGAGGAUAUGAAAUCUGUGAAGGAAAAUUUCGAUCGACAAACGUCAAAACGUUUUGAUGAAUACGAAGAACGUAUGAAAGAUAAACGCCAAAAACGUAAAGAAGAACGUGACAAAAAUAUACAAGAAAUUAUUGAAAAAGAUAGGAUGGACAAAUUAUUAGCAGAAAAAGUAGAAAAAGGUUGUCUUAGGUGUGGGUGUGCGUUAGGUGGUGUUGCAGCAAGUGUUGGAUUAUUCGGGGGAUUGGGUAUCUAUGUUUCUAAAAGCGCAGCGUUGGCAACAGCUAUAGCUGAAGGUGCUGAGACCGCUAAAGCUGCCGGUGAAGCUGCACGUAUUCCAGCAGCUAUUGAUGCAGUCAUUAAAGGAAUAGAAACAAAAUUUGGUGUAUCGACUCUAGGUGGUCAGAAAAUGGAAACCUUUUUUAAUACAACACUUUAUACGGAGGUCUCAAAGAUUGCUGAUGCUGUUUAUAAUCAAUAUGCUGCUACAUGUAUAACAUCUGGAAAUGGCGCUCGUGGUCCUAUUUGCACUUUGGCGUGGCAAUAUUCUGAAAGUCGAGGGAAUGUUGUUUCAGCGUAUAAUUCUAUAGAAGUAGCUGUAAAACCUAUCGUCUCACAAGCCGAAACUGUUGCUGAAAGAGCUGUAAAAACGGCUACUGAUGAAGCUAUACAAAGAAGCAUUGGUGUAGUAGAAUCUACAUAUGCUAUUUGUCAGACUGCUAUAAUUGCUUCUGUUGUUGCAAUAAUAAUUAUAGCUUUAGUAAUGAUAAUUAUAUAUUUAGUUUUACGUUAUCGUAGAAAAAAGAAAAUGAAUAAAAAACUACAAUACACAAAAUUGUUAAAUCAAUAA
Messenger RNA from Plasmodium falciparum 3D7, 1005 nucleotides. RefSeq names its product rifin. The coding region runs from base 1 to 1005 and encodes 334 amino acids. NCBI's taxonomy places the organism in Eukaryota, Apicomplexa, Aconoidasida, Haemosporida, Plasmodiidae. The record is from RefSeq and is a predicted model, not a curated record. The transcript is spliced from 2 exons.